UUCGAUGAGCCAUCUGCAAAAUAUCUUUUCAUUGAUGUAUACAAAGUUGGAAAAAACUACAUGUUAGAAGUAUCGAUGUUUGGUGCAGCAUUUUCACAAAAUUCAAGCGAAUUGGAAGUGACAAAAAAGUUUCACACAAAAUUAACACGAAAAAAUUUAAAAGGGAUUGAACUUCGUUGCGCUCUGGUUAUUUCAUUUCCGGAAAAAUUUACAUAUAUGUCAGAUCCACGUAAUGCUAAUGUUGAUGUUGCCACCAAAUCAACGUACCCGAUGAUGAUAAAUUUGGGGUUUGAUUUAAAUUAUACGUGUAACGUUUUACAAACCGAUUCAUAUGGAUGGUUAGUAAAUGGGACAUGGGAUGGAGUGAUGGCCUUAUAUGCCAAAGACAAGGUCGACUUAUUACUUCACCAAACUUCAAUGCGUGUAGAUAGAAUGCAAUACGUCGAAUUCACUACUGAUUUGUUUCCAAUUGUCGUACCAAUUAUAUAUCGUCAACCGAAACUCGCUUCCAUAAGCAAUAUUUUUGUGCUGCCACUCCGUUUUGAUGUUUGGCUAGCGUGUCUAGUUUCAAUGUCGAUUAUUUGGUUGUCGAUGCUAUCGCAAUAUGUUUACCCGGAAAUACGAGAGCGAAUGUCAUAUCUCGAUAUCUGUGGAUUUAUCUGUGGAGCAGUUACCCAGCAAGGGACACAUUUAAUUAUGUCAAAAAUCAGCGGCCGCAUUAUUGUUUUAUCCACAUUUCUUCUGUCAUUGUUCGUGUUUAUUUCGUAUUCGGCAAAUAUUCUCGUUCUGCUACAGAGUCCAAGCAACGCAAUUAAAAAUAUUGAUGAUUUAAUAGCAUCGCCAAUGAAAUUGGCCCUGCAGGACGUACGUUAUGCACGUUUUAUAUUCAAAUACGAAAAUAAGGGCCUUUUAAAAAGAGUUUACGAAACAAAAUUGAAACCUUUUGGUGAAAACGCAUGGAUAUAUGACCCAGCCGUUGGCGUUGAACGAGUUCGUCGAGAAUUGUUUGCAUUUCAGUUGGAAGCAAGCACUGCUUAUAAAUUGAUUUCAGAAACUUUCACCGACGAUGAAAAAUGUAGCCUAGCCGAAAUAACAAUAUUACAUGUACCAAGAUUGACAAUUACAAUCGCUCGGAAUAGCCCCUACAAGGAAUUAUUCAGACAACGGCUUGCUUUUCAAGGUGAGAAUGGGCUCAAGGCACGCGAAAACAUAAGAUGGUUUCCAAAGAAGCCAAUUUGUGAAAACAGUGCAUCUAAAUUGAAAUCAGUUGGUCUUGUUGAAAUAAAAUCGGCUCUAUUAAUUUUAAUAAUUGGUUCAGGCAUUUCUCUGUUCAUUUUUUUGCUUGAGAUUAUUAUGUAUAAAUUGUUAAAAAAUCGUAACUCAAACAAUACUUUUUUUACUUAUACCUGUAAUAUGUGA
Contarinia nasturtii (swede midge) is the source of this 1419-nucleotide messenger RNA. RefSeq names its product ionotropic receptor 75a-like. Bases 61 to 1419 code for a protein of 452 amino acids. Gene Ontology annotation, molecular function: ligand-gated monoatomic ion channel activity. Lineage: Eukaryota; Metazoa; Arthropoda; Insecta; Diptera; Cecidomyiidae. Gene Ontology annotation, cellular component: membrane. The transcript has 7 exons. The record is from RefSeq and is a predicted model, not a curated record.